This is a messenger RNA of Boleophthalmus pectinirostris (great blue-spotted mudskipper), 4715 nucleotides long. RefSeq names its product hyperpolarization activated cyclic nucleotide-gated potassium channel 4 (gene hcn4). Gene Ontology annotation, biological process: transmembrane transport; potassium ion transport. Lineage: Eukaryota; Metazoa; Chordata; Actinopteri; Gobiiformes; Gobiidae. The record is from RefSeq and is a predicted model, not a curated record. Gene Ontology annotation, cellular component: membrane. Bases 486 to 4715 code for a protein of 1409 amino acids. Gene Ontology annotation, molecular function: voltage-gated potassium channel activity. The transcript has 8 exons.
GUCCUUGAGAUGCUCCAGUAGGCUAUGUUUAGCAUUUUUUUCACACGAUGUGUUGAUGACAACUGCGAGACAUUCAGUGAAACGGCAACCUCAUAAAUGACCUUUCCUUCGUCUCUGUUUCAGCGUCCGUCGGCACGUCUCUCACAUGUCACGCUAAGGUGACUUUCAAGCAGUUUGUGCACUUUUGCGCACGAUGUCAAAACGGCACAAGUAUCGGGGACACCUUGGACAACGGAACUGGCUGGACUCCGCGUAAGGACAUACGCAGACCGUCAGAUAGUCCAAUUAGGAAAAUAGAUAAGAGUGUCUGUCAUGUUUGAGCGAAGCAACGGCGGUCCAUGUCAUGUACAGCAGGCUUCCAGGGAUUCAGAUUAGCUCCAAACUGGCUCUCGCAAACAGAGGGGGCACUGGGCUGGUGGCAUCAGUCACCUCGGAGCUAAACCAUCUGGAUUUGUUGCAUUUGUUCGGCCGUGUGUCUCAAUGUCAUGAUGGAUAGGUUACACUCGUCCAUGCGUAAAAGGCUCUAUAGUUUGCCUCAGCACAUUGGACACAAAGCUUCUAUAAUGGGUGAAGGAGAAGACGCAGACAAGGACACGCGGAGGAAGAGUAUAAGGAUGAAGCCUCUGCCCUCCCCUACUUCUGGGGGUAGCUGCAAAGGCAUCACUGAGACCAAAAGUGGGGAGUCUGUGAUCAUGGAGACGGACAUAGGAAGACCGCUGAAAACCAGCUCGAACGGUGAUUGUCGGAGGUUUCGAGGCAGCCUCUCCUCCAUCACCAGUCGGCAUGUGCACGACCCAGAGUCAGCGGAGGAGAGACGACUUAUCACCGAGGGAGAUGUGACCCCAAGUGAGGAGAGCCCUCCUGGUGCCAUUGGAGAUGAGCCACCGGAUCAAAGUGCGCAAGCGGCCAGUGGUGGUGGGGAUAGUGGUACCCACAACGACUCCUCUGAGCAGCAGCCCGGCUUUGUAAAGUUGGAUGCCAUGGAUCAAAUUUUACCAGAUGAUGAUAGAUUAUACCAGUCUGGUUUUAUGCAUAGACAGUUUGGAGCAAUGCUUCAACCUGGGGUGAACAAGUUUUCCCUGAGGAUGUUUGGAAGUGAGAAGGCAGUGGAAAGAGAGCAGGAGAGAGUUAAAUCAGCUGGAUUUUGGAUUAUACAUCCAUACAGUGAUUUCAGGUUUUACUGGGAUUUAACCAUGCUGCUGCUUAUGGUCGGCAAUCUGAUCAUCAUCCCAGUGGGCAUCACAUUCUUUAAGGAUGAGCACACGCCUCCUUGGAUCGUCUUCAAUGUUGUCUCAGACACUUUCUUCCUCAUGGACCUGGUUCUGAACUUCAGGACUGGUAUUGUAAAAGAGGAUAAUACUGAAAUCAUCCUCGAUCCACAACAGAUCAAGAUCAAAUACUUGAAGAGCUGGUUUGCUGUGGACUUCAUCUCUUCCAUUCCCGUAGAUUAUAUCUUUCUUAUUGUGGAAACACGCAUAGACUCGGAUUUUUACAAGACUGCACGCGCCUUACGGAUUGUCCGCUUCACCAAGAUUCUCAGCUUACUGCGGCUGCUGCGCCUUUCUCGACUAAUACGCUACAUUCACCAAUGGGAAGAGAUCUUCCAUAUGACCUAUGACCUCGCCAGUGCCAUGGUGAGGAUAGUCAACUUGAUUGGCAUGAUGCUACUUCUGUGUCACUGGGAUGGCUGCCUGCAGUUCUUGGUGCCCAUGCUGCAGGACUUUCCCGCAGACUGUUGGGUGGCUAAAAAUAAGAUGGUGAAUGACACGUGGGGACAGCAGUACUCCUACGCACUUUUCAAAGCUAUGAGCCACAUGCUGUGUAUCGGGUAUGGCAUGUACCCCCCAGUGGGCAUGACAGACGUGUGGCUCACCAUCCUCAGCAUGAUUGUGGGUGCUACCUGCUAUGCCAUGUUUGUGGGCCACGCCACCGCCCUAAUCCAGUCACUGGACUCAUCUCGACGCCAAUACCAGGAGAAGUAUAAACAGGUGGAGCAGUACAUGUCUUUUCACAAGCUGCCCGCUGAUAUGAGGCAGAGAAUCCAUGACUACUAUGAGCAUCGUUACCAAGGCAAGAUGUUUGACGAGGAAAGCAUCCUGGGAGAGCUGAACGAGCCACUCCGAGAGGAAAUCAUCAACUUUAACUGUCGAAAACUAGUAGCGUCCAUGCCACUGUUUGCUAAUGCAGAUCCAAACUUUGUCACUUCCAUGCUGACGAAGCUCAAGUUUGAGGUGUUUCAACCUGGAGAUUACAUCAUCAGGGAGGGUACCAUCGGCAAAAAGAUGUACUUUAUUCAGCACGGUGUUGUCAGUGUGCUAACCAAGGGCAAUAAAGAGACUAAACUGUCAGACGGAUCCUACUUUGGAGAGAUCUGCCUGCUGACACGAGGCAGGCGUACAGCAAGUGUGCGAGCAGACACAUACUGUCGCUUGUACUCCCUGUCUGUGGACAACUUUAAUGAGGUGCUGGAGGAGUAUCCCAUGAUGAGAAGAGCUUUUGAGACUGUUGCCCUGGACAGACUUGACCGCAUUGGCAAGAAAAAUUCAAUCCUGCAGCACAAAGUACAGCAUGACCUCAGCUCUGGUGUUCUCAACUACCAGGAGAAUGAGAUUAUCCAGCAGAUUGUACAACACGACAGGGACAUGGCUCACUGUGCCCACCUAUUGCAGAACGUCCCACCUCAGUCUCCUCCAUCACCUACUCCAGUGAUAUGGGCUCCCCUCAUCCAAGCACCACUCCAAGCUGCGGCUGCCACCACCUCUGUAGCAAUAGCCCUUACGCACCAUCCCCACCUUCCUCCAACACUCUUCAGACCCCCGGUUUCUGUCCUAGGGUCCCUUAAGGAUCCCCCUAACAGACUGAAAAAACUCAACACUUUUGCACCCUCCUCCACUGCUCCUGGAUCAGAAGGAGACUCUCCACCUGGUACACCCUCCAGAAUGCGCAAUGAUGUUGACAUGCCAUUACUAGCCGCUUUUCGGGCCCAGCAUAUGAUGUCAAAUUUAGGUGGGACAAGCGCCAGUCAACCAGCAGCAAGCAGUGGAGGUCAUCGUAUGCCAAGUGGAUCUGGUUCUGGCUCCAGUGGAGGUGGAGCUUCUGCCUUUGCCUUUGGACAAUGUUCCAUGUUUGGUUCCCCUUCGUCAAGUACAGCCCAGUUACAUCCCCAGCCCCAGCGACAACAAUCAUUUCGCUCCAGCACGCCACCUCUAUCUAAUCUCUUCCACCAAGGGUCUAUAAGUGGAAGCACAGGGUCAGGAUUAAGUGGAGGGAUGGCUGGCGCCUGUGGGGGAGUGUCAGGGUGGCCUCCAAGUGGAGCAGUUGGUGGGUCAGUUGAAGGGACCACUGGUGGAGAUAUAGUGUGGACAGCAGAGGACUUAAUAGCAAAAGAGACAUCUUCACUAGGGCAUUUUGUAUCAGGAGGAGCUUCUGCGGGGCUAACUGAAACCUCAGGAGAAUCACUGGGAUUGCCUGAAGGGACAGCACUAUGUGUUACUACAAGACCAGAGAGGUCAUCAGGGUCACAGGGAGGCUUUACAUGUGGGCCAAUUGGAGAGUUUACCAAGAUACCACUGAGUGUGUCAUCUAAAGCAUCUCUAGCCUCAAAUAAUGGAGGAUCAUUAGGAAGGGUUUCUAUUGGACCUAUGGGAUUGGCAUCAGGGGGUUUCCCUGUAGGGGGCUCUGCUGGAGUGGUUUCUGGAGAAUCAAUGGUAGGAUCUCUGGGAAGAGCAUCUGGUGGAUCAAUAUGCACCCAUGUAGGAGGUAACAUGGGAGCAGGGCAAACCAGCAAAGUACCAGGAGCAAGUGGAGGUUCUGUAACCUGUUCAGUCACUGUAACCUCCAGUGGAGUUACACAUGGACUUAUUCCAUCUCGCUGUCAGAGUCCAAUCUCUACUGCCUCGUCUAACCCUAUGAGUGGGCAGCUACCACUCUGCCAGCCUCUUCCUAAGCCCCCUCAGGUGGCUCCUAUCCAUCAGCUGCCCAGUCUAGGUAGAACUACCAGUGGUUUGAACCUGUUUAACUCUCCUCCCAAUGGCUCCCCUUCUUCUAACAGAGGACUGCACAGCCACCCACCACUUGACAGUUCUCCUUCGUCCCUCAGCCAUUUUAACCUGGCAGGUCUGCAGUCUGGACUUUUGCCUCACCAGAUGUCCCAGGAGAAAUCUGCCUUGGCCUCCUUGGCACAGUACGGUUCUGCAAAUGCUUCUCCCUGCCUUACCCCAGUGGCCCCCAGCCCAACCAUUCAGAGCCCUGUUAGUGGCAGGACUUUCCACUACAGUGACCCCUCCAGUGCCAUGGGAUCCCACAGCUCUUUGCUCAUGCCCCAGUCUCUAUCUUCCCAGCAUUCUAACCAGCCGCAUACGCCUGGCAGAGAUUCUCCUUUGGGGCGUUUUUCAGAGGACCUUAAGUUUUUAUCCAGCUCCCACCCGUCCCUGCCCCAGGAGAUGGCACAGGUCUGUGACCACCGUGCCACUCGCUCAUCUUUUGACACUGGAUAUUUUCCUUCUCCUUUUUCAUCCCCCACUCUUGUACCUAAACCAUGCGGCACAGUCCCAGGUGGUCACGUAACGCCCCCUCCUCAGACUUCCCCCGGGCCCUCUCACCAGACUCUGUCCCCAGGGACCUCUCCUGCUGUGCCACCUCGAAGAGGCUCGGCUGUUUUCCCCUCAGAACUAGAACCUCAGACUGUGCGUUCUAAACUCCCUUCCAAUUUGUGA